Molecule: messenger RNA, 2325 nt
Organism: Chanos chanos (milkfish)
Lineage: Eukaryota; Metazoa; Chordata; Actinopteri; Gonorynchiformes; Chanidae
Gene: timm23b
Product: translocase of inner mitochondrial membrane 23 homolog b (yeast)
Exons: 7
Coding region: 428-1063 (211 amino acids)
Biological process (GO): protein import into mitochondrial matrix
Cellular component (GO): TIM23 mitochondrial import inner membrane translocase complex
Molecular function (GO): transmembrane protein transporter activity
Source: RefSeq, a predicted model, not a curated record
ACCGAAAUCACACGUUCUAAAGAUGAAUAUCAAAUAGCCAUAUUGAUCACAAGCUGUCCAAAUUUGCAGUAGCAGUGAAGCUGGUUGAGAUUGGGAAUUGGAAGAUACGUGUGUUUUGUGUAAUUAGGUUAACUUUUCAUUGUCUGCAUUAAUGUAUGAUAAUAUCUGAGGGAACGGGAAAAUACCUCUACCACUGAGUAUAUGCUAGUGACCGUACCGACCUGGUUAGCUGCCUGCCAAUUUUUGAGCUCACCGGAACAGAUUAGCAGUCUUUAGGCUAACUAUAGUUUUUUCCUUGCUGUACUCGCCUUAGAGAGUAACAUAAUUAUAUAACAGGAAUCACUCGAAAGGGCUGGAUUCAAUUAUUACGCAAAGUAAAUUAGAGGAGCAGAGGGGUAACGUUAGGUAGUUUACUGUAAAGUGCACCAUGGACAAUGACCGAACUGGAUCGUCGUCCAGCGGCUCCAAGAGCGGAGGUUUCGGCAGUCUGUUCAGGCCAGCGGCGCCUGAAUAUUCAAAUACAGAGCUCGCUGGUGUUCCAUUGACAGGAAUGAGCCCAUUGUCACCUUAUCUCAACGUAGAUCCCAGAUAUCUGACUCAGGAUUCGGAUGAAUUCAUUUUGCCCACUGGUGCAAACAAAACCAGAGGUCGCUUUGAACUGGCUUUCUUCACCAUUGGGGGCUGCUGUAUCACAGGUGCUCUUUUUGGAGCGGUCAAUGGUCUUAGGAUGGGUUUGGCAGAAACCAGAGGUUUAGCCUGGUCCAAACCUCGCAAUGUGCAAAUCCUUAACAUGGUGACCCGUCAGGGAGCUACAUGGGCAAAUACUCUUGGCUCUCUGGCCCUGCUGUACAGUGCCUUUGGUGUGAUCAUUGAAAAGACCAGAGGAGCAGAGGAUGACCUAAACACAGUGGCAGCUGGGACCAUGACUGGUAUCCUCUACAAAUCCCCAGGGGGCCUCCGCGGGGCAGCUCGAGGGGGCCUGACCGGGCUCGCUCUAUCAGGACUCUACGCUCUCUACAACAACUGGGACCACCUGAAGGGCAGCUCUCCCACCCGUUACUAAGCACUGGUCCCCCCACCCCCCCCCUCCCCGACUACGCUCAAGACGUCAUUCAAAUACUAACCCACACAUAUCCACAUUCCAACAGUGUAGAUUUAUAAGAGAGAGAGAGAGGGGAAACUCGCUGGUGUUGCACUAAAUGAUUUUGACAUUGCAAAUGUUCUAUGGCAGCGAAAAUAUUUUCAUAAAUUUAGCGUUUGCAUGUUCCCUCAAGUCAAAAUAACAAGCUUAUUGUUCAGUUCAGUCUUAUCGCCAGCGUUUCACAUGGUAAAACCAGUUUUUAUUGUUCAGUUCAGUCUUAUCGCCACCGUUUCACAUGGUAAAAACGGUUUUUACUUCAUUUUUUAAUGGCAUGAAUAGAUUUGAGAGAGUGUUAUGCUGAGUGUGUUAAGUUAAACUCACUCUAAUUACGUGUGAGGUAAUUGAAAUGGUAUCCUACUAUGUAAGUUGAAAACAUUAUAUUGGAAAAACUCUGAAUCAGAGAUGAUCGUUAAGAAUUAUAUAUGCUUAUCAUUUUUUGCACUAAAAUUUGCACUGUUCUUUAUCAGCAAUAUCUUAUUCUACAGACGUUAUGAUGUGCAUCAUAAUACCAUGUCUUAGUGAAAAUUUAAACUUCAUUGAUUACACAGUUUCUCAAAGUUGGAUGUGCAUUAUAAAUACACUAAAAGUAAUUUGAGAAUGUGAGAGCCUCUUUCUGUGAAUUGCCUUGUGCUGAGACCAUAGUUUCUUACUACUUUAUUCCACCUUAACCCAAGUAAUGGGUUUUUUUCUUAUGACCUCAAAAAACAAGCAGAUGAAAAGGCAAUAAGAAGGAAACAGCCAUGAGGUUGUAAAGUAAUUGAACAGGUCCAUGCAAACAAUCAUUCAGGAAACUGUAAAAUAUUAUCGCUCAAAUUACCUUGUUCGGUUUAUUUCUGACCUACAUUUCAGCCUGUUUUUGUUUAUUUUUUGAAGCUUUGAAUCCCAUGAAUUUUACCUCUGCAGCAGUCUUUUCUUUCUCUAAGCACGUAACAGGUACAGCCUCAGAGGAGUGACGUCCCUUCACCGUCGGUUCGCGUCAUUGCGAAAUCAAAGUCUCAGCUGUAUGGAAAUAAUUUUGCCAGAUUCAUUUAUUGUGAGACUUCACCCAUGCGUAACCUGCCUGGUAGCUUGGCCAUUUCUGUGACUUGUGAUCAUCACCUUUUAUUUUGGUGGCACUGGUUUUGCUACACCAGGCUACAAUGCAUAACGCAUAACCCAAUAAAAGCCUCAAUCUCAUCCCAGCA